Molecule: messenger RNA, 1368 nt
Organism: Pelagomonas calceolata
Lineage: Eukaryota; Pelagophyceae; Pelagomonadales; Pelagomonadaceae
Source: the annotation of a GenBank genome assembly
GCGGGUUUUUCUCCGGAAUUAGCUUUUGCAGCCACCGAUUCCUGCGUUGCGCGUGCUGUGUCUCAGACUAGAGAUAUAGCGCGUAAAGACCACUACAUUACUGACAAGACCCAUACACUCUACAAGCCGGCGCGUUGCCGCGUUUUUUUUCUCACAAAUUCCCUCUGCUUCAAUGCAUCUUGACCAGUGCGGGCCGCGCCUCGCCAGGCCGCCCGCGGCGCCGCGAUAAGCCCUCGCCGCAACGCGACAGCGCCCGCGGACCGCGAGCGCCGCCGCAGCGGUCGCUCGGUCGCGCUCGCCGCUCGCGCCGCGGUCUCGACCUGUUCACGGCUAACCUCCGCGCAGGAAGGAUGGCGCUUUACAACACGGUGCCCGCCGAGGAGUCGACGCUCCUCGCGCCGAAGAAAAACAACAAGAUCAAGGGCCUCGUCGCCGUCGCCGCUAUCGCCGCGUUCGCGCUCGGGGCUGUCGCCGCGACGGCGACGCAGAUGACGCCCGCCAAGGAGGUCGUCAACCUCUCGAAAGGAGGCACGUGCAACUGCGACGGCGGGGCGGCUCCUAAUUACAAGGACCUCAGAACGUGCCUCGACGGCUGCGCCGGCUACGCGACGGUGAAGCUCGGGUCGGGCGAUUUCGCCUUAGGCCCCCCGCAGUACGCGGUCCCCAGCGGCAUGUCCAUCGUCGGGUCGGGCGUGGCUAACACCGUCAUCACGGCCUACGGUCCUGUCAAUGAAGAGACAAACUGUUUGAGCAUGGACAAGUCGAAGAAGAUCGGGUUCAUCCUCGGCGACAACACUAACUUCCAGGACUUCACGUACGUCUCGUUGGACAAUAACCGGCUUGUUAUGGACGCUUCGACGACGGGGCUCUGCGGCGGUGCCGUAUUCGAGGCGCCGGGCUGCACGGCGUCGGAUUGCGGCGAAGGCGGACAUGGUAACGACUACGUCCUCAGCGCCGAUAAGACGAAGUCUAUCUCGAACGCGCAGAUAUCUAAUAUCUUCAUUACCGGUAAAAACAGCAAGGACGACAAGUCCCCGUGCUGGUGGGACGACUGGGGAAAUGAUGAUUGCUACUCGGCGCCGCAGUCCGCGCUCUUCAUCCCGACCCUCCGUUCCUUAACUACUACUAUGGCUACUUUGAGGAUACCGGGAAUAACGGAGACCCGAAUGAUUACAAGCUCGUUCUCAAUCUCCGGCAGUGGGGGCCGGACGGCCAACUGACCGACUUGAGGUAUGACGAGAAGGAGUUCUACCCCGUGACGGAAGACGGUGAUCCUCGCGUGUGGUAGACACUCCAACAACAAGCUCUGCAGCGGAUCCCCUUUUGUCCUAUCCCGGACUGCAACGCUGCCCUAAGUAUAUAGAAACG